Penaeus vannamei (Pacific white shrimp) is the source of this 951-nucleotide messenger RNA. Lineage: Eukaryota; Metazoa; Arthropoda; Malacostraca; Decapoda; Penaeidae. The record is from RefSeq and is a predicted model, not a curated record.
AUGGCACAGCAGCCAACCGAUAACACCAGCAAGAACACAGCACAGCACAGCAGAACACAAGCAAGAACACAGCAAAAACACAGCAAACACAGCAGAAACAGCAAAACACAGCAAGAACACAGCAAAACACGCAAGAACACAGCAAACACAGCAAGAAACACAGCAAAACACAGCGAGAACACAGCAAAACACAGCACAGCCAAAAACACAGCAGAACACAGCAAAACACACAGCCACAGCAAAACACAGCAAGAACCACAGCAAGAACACACAAAAACACAGCAAGAACACAGCAAAAACAAAGCAAAGAACACAGCCAAAACACAGCAAGAACACAGCAAAACACAGCAAGAAACACAGCAAACACAGCAAGAAACACAGCAAGAAACACAGCAACACCAAAACACAGCAAGAACACAGCAAAAACAGCACACAGCAAAACACAGCAAGAACACAGCAAAACACAGCAAAACACACAACGCAACAGGGACCACAUUCCCUCCCACGUGCGCCGGUGGUGUGGUGUGCUGUGGUGUUGCGCCUCUCGAGUUACAGUGUCGAUACAGUGUCCUGCAACGAGCUAUAUUUAACGCGGUGUUGUGCAGAGGCCAUCACGCCACGCCGCGCUGGAGCAAUAACUAUGCAGACAACAUAACUCUACAACAGGAACAGCAACAACAUAACCAAUAUGCAGCAAUAACCUUCUACCAACAACAUAACAUAGCUCAUCCAGGAACAACAUUCUAUAGACAAUUCACCUAUGAACAGGACAUAAUCUACCCAUCAACUAAGGACACUAUAUGCAAUACAACAAAUACCAAUACAACAAAAUAUGGGGCAGGACACUAUAUGCAGGACGCCAAUAUAACGAAAUAUGGGGCAUUGGCGUCACGAAAUAUAGGACACUCACACCACAAAAUGUCGAACAUAUUACAAAGGACGCGGCCGUAA